Messenger RNA from Hemisphaericaspora subhashii, 2556 nucleotides. RefSeq names its product Arp8p (gene ARP8). Lineage: Eukaryota; Fungi; Ascomycota; Pichiomycetes; Serinales; Debaryomycetaceae. The record is from RefSeq and is a predicted model, not a curated record. The coding region runs from base 1 to 2556 and encodes 851 amino acids. The transcript has a single exon. Gene Ontology annotation, biological process: regulation of DNA-templated transcription; double-strand break repair. Gene Ontology annotation, cellular component: Ino80 complex.
AUGUCACUGCAGGAUCAACCACAUCCUCCAACCUCUCCUGAUAAAUCCGAAACUGAAACCCCAGCAAAUGAAACCCCUGCUGGUGCAACCACCACCACCACCACGGAAAAUGGCGACGACUCAUCCUCCAAACGUCACAAACCAGGUCCAUCAGUCGGGUUUUUUGGGUCACGUCUUCAUAAUGUUGCAGCAUUUCUUCCAGCUAACUUUCGUCCACUUACAAUUGCCCAAAAUUUGAAGAAGACCGGUAUUGGUAGAUUUGAACAAGAAAAUGGAUUUGGAUUAACUAGUGUGAAAACGAUUCCAUUAAUUAAUCAAAAGAAUUAUUUUACGGAAUAUUUGAAGAAGGAUGAACAGGUUUCAUUUAUUAGAAAUUGGAGAACUGAACGUGCCUUACAACAAAAACUUAAGAAAUUGAAAGAACUGGGUGCUCAGAUUGAUGAGAAGAAAUUUGAAGAUAUUAAGAAUUUUGAUAAUUUCGAUUUGAACGAUAUUGAAACUGAGAUGAAUAAAGAGAAAGAGAAAGCCGCUGCUGCUGCUGCAGCUAGUGGGGGGACUGCGGGGACAGCUGCAGAUGCGGAUGAUGAUGAAGAAGAAGAUGAAGAAAAUGAAACAGAAGAAGUUCGACAAGAGAAGGCAAAAAUCGGUGGGGAUGUGGUUAUUUUACAACCAGGAUCGGGGUUUAUUCGGAUAGGUAAAGCCACCGAUGCAGUUCCCAUGACUGUACCCACUGUGAUUGCAGUUAAGAAAUCAACUCCUAAGCAUCAUGAUAAAUCAAAACCUCUUCCUGAGAGACACGAAAAUUCUGAUGGAGAUAUUUAUUUUAAUGAUGAGUUUGAUGAACAACGCGCAAUAGUUACAAAGGAUUUCCGAGCUCGUAUGAGAUAUUAUAAACGUAGAGUAUUACCCAAUUCCCGUGAAACUGCUGCCAAUUAUAAUAAAAAACAAGAACCAGAACGUAUUCCCGAUCAUAAUGAUCCAUAUAAAAAGGAAUGGAUAAAUAUUAAACAUUAUCCUAAUCGAACAUCUUUCGUAGGUGAAGAUGCAUUGAAAUUCCCCGUGGAUGAGAAUUGGAUUUUGAGAUAUCCAAUUAUAAAUGGGAAUUUUAAUGAAUAUUCAAAAGAUUAUGAUUCUCCUGAAGAAAUAUUAGGUGAUUUAACUACUAUUAUAUUAGAUUCCCUUGAUAAAUUACAAAUUAAGAAUUUGACACAUUUGAAAGUAAUGUUAGUGAUACCUGACUUAUAUGAUAAAGCGUAUGUUGAAACCUGGUGUCAUAUACUUUUUAAAUUCAUUGGAUUUGGAAGAGUUGGGAUAAUUCAAGAAGCAGUAGCUGCCACUUUCGGUGCCGGGGCUUCAUGUGCAUGUGUGGUUGAUGUCGGUGCUCAGACUACUAGUAUUAGUUGUGUUGAUGAAGGUAUGGUUAUUAGUGAUUCAAGAAUGUUGUUAAAUUAUGGAGGAGAUCAAAUUACUGAAACAUUUAUUAAAUUAUUAUUAGAGAAUUCAUUCCCCUAUAAGGAUAUUGAUUUAGUUAGUAGUUAUGAUUGGGAAUUGGCACAAACUUUAAAACAUAAUUUUAUUACUUUUCAAGAUGCAGAUAUCGCGGUUCAAAUAUAUAAUUUCUAUAAACGGAAACCAUUUGAAACCACUGAGAAAUAUGAAUUUAAAGUAUUUGAUGAAGUUAUGUUAGCCCCCAUGGGAUUAUUUUUCCCGCAAUUAUUUCAAUUGGAUAAACCAACAUCAAUUCCAAGUUUAUCUACCCUGACCAAACCACGAAACUCAAUAAUCAAAGGACGAUUAAUUAAACCUGCCGCUGAUCAGUAUUCAAGUAAACCAAAUAACCCUCAUAGUAAAUCACAAGAACAAUUACGUACCCAAUUCUUAAUAACACUAAACUGUCUUCUUCUAAAUAAUUACUCUAAUCAACUUCUUCUAACAAAACCACCAUUACAAUCACAAGAUAAUCUUGAUAAUAUCCCAUUGGAAAAAGCGAUUGUUGAAUCAAUUACCAAUGCCGGAUUGGCGCCGAAUUCCGAUUUGGGUAAGAUUAAGAAAUUAUAUGAUAAUAUAUUAGUAGUUGGAGGUGGAUUGGCGAAAAUUAGUGGAUAUGAUUUAAUGUUAACUGAUAGAAUCAAUAUUUGGAGACCAAAAUUCUUAUCUUCCACCGCAAUUGAUUCAAUUAUUGAAUAUGUUCAACAGGAGAUAAAAGCCACCAAUGAUAUGAGACAACAAUUUAUUGACGAAGCAAAAGUCAAAUAUCAAGAAGAAGGUCAACAAAUAGAAGAUGUUGAAUUGUCACAAGAGAUACUUGAUUCAAUUGAAGCUAAGACUCAAGUUAAAUUAGAUUUAGAAUAUAUUGAUAGUAUAAGUGAUCAAGGAACUUUAAUGCCAGUUAAUGUAUUACCACCACCUCGAGAAUUUGAUCCAGAAAUGUUGACUUGGAAAGGUGGAAGUGUUUAUGGACGAUUAAAAGUUGUGAAUGAAAUGUGGAUUACUCAAAAGGAUUGGGAUUUGUUAGGUAGUAGAUGUUUAUAUUAUAAAAGUAUUUGCAACUAUUAG